Messenger RNA from Notolabrus celidotus (New Zealand spotty), 2396 nucleotides. RefSeq names its product transmembrane protein 53 (gene tmem53). Lineage: Eukaryota; Metazoa; Chordata; Actinopteri; Labriformes; Labridae. The transcript has 3 exons. The coding region runs from base 190 to 1050 and encodes 286 amino acids. The record is from RefSeq and is a predicted model, not a curated record.
CUAAACAUAGAAGAAGAAAUGUUCCAGUAGAGAAGGGAGCCUGUGGUGACAGUACACCGACCUGUCUACAGUGUGCUGGAGGUGUUAUAAAAUAUAGCGCUUUGUUGCUCGUCAUUCAUCUUUUUACGAGAGCCAAAUGAACAAAACCACAAAGUUGGAGAAACGCAGCUGAUCCCCUCAAACACAGAGAUGGCAGACGAGGAAAUUGACUACAACAUUGUGUUUCCAGAUGCAGGGACGCUGGAGAGACACUGGCAUGGGACAAAGGAGCCAGUUGUGAUCCUGCUGGGCUGGGCUGGCUGCAAAGACAAACACCUCUCCAAAUACAGCUCCAUCUACAAUGAACAGGGAUGUGUGACCAUUCGCUACACCGCUCCCUUAAAGACCGUCUUCAUCUCGGAGUCGUUUGGCUACAAGGAGCUGAGCAGCACGGCCCUGAAGCUGCUGGAGAUCCUGUUUGACUAUGAGGUGGAGAACAGUCCUAUCUUCUUUCACAUAUUCAGUAAUGGUGGCUUCAUGCUGUACCGGUACAUCAUCGAGUUGUUGAACAGUGAUAAACAGUUCAGCUCUCUGCGUGUGAUCGGGGCCGUGGUGGACAGCGCCCCCGGUAGUGGGAAUGUCCGUGGGGCCCUGCGUGCACUAAGAGCCACUCUGGGGCCCAAAAUAAGUCCUGUUUUAAGGUACGUCCUCUUAGCUCUUUUCGCCGUGACAGUGUUUCUCCUGCGUAUCGUUCUGUACCCUUUGACCAAGUACAUCCACAAGAACCACUAUGACGCGGUCCAGGAGAGGCCGCCCGCCUGGCCUCAUUUCUUCCUCUACUCCAGAGCCGACCAGGUGAUCCGGUACAGUGACAUCGAGGUCUUUGUGGAGGCCUUGAAGCAGAAAGGUGUCCCCAUGGACAGUUUUGAUUUUCUCUCCAGUCCCCACGUCGGCCAUUAUCGGGAGUUUCCUGAGCCGUAUGCUCUGAAGUGCCGGGACUUCCUGGUUGCCUGCAUGAAGGACUCGGACGGAGCAGAGACUAAGAAGAGACAGAGGGUUCAGAAUCAAUGAAAGUUGGAGAGAAAGUCUCAAGACUCUUGACCUUCUGUUAAGUAAUCUAAACCACUGGCUUUUAAAGAGAGGAGAAGACAACAACAACAACAACAACAACAACAACGUGUUCUCUCUCAGUGGUCCAUGAAUCGGUUCAAACAUCAAGACAGCUGGAGUUUGAGCUGAACUGGUUUCAGAUCUCACUAAUGUGUAUCACUCCUAGUGCACAUAACUCAUAUUUACACAAGGCCUGUUUUCCUGUAACAUGAAGCUUAGUUUGGGACACUUUAAAUGCUGUUUUGAUGUUGCUCCAGCUUGAAAACACAUCCUUUUUUCAUAUCACUGCUUCUCUGUUGAGCAGCAGCCACCAGAAGUGAAAAUACAGAGGUACAGUGGGCCACAUUUCAAAGUACAGAUACAUCUUUAGUAACUUAUUAGCUACCCUCAGACAGCAGCCACUAACACAGUUUUCCCUGUUCCUAGCUGGCAUAUAAACUUCUGGAAGUACCUGAAUGCGAAUGUUAGCUGUUGUUUAAAUAUAGCCGCUUGUUUAUCAGACACGUUUUCCUCAGUGUGUGGCCAAGAUUUCCCCCAGACUUUAAUAUUGACUGUUUUUCAGUGGCUCAUCAAUCAGGAAGAGGGGGAACGAUAACAUUUUGUAUAAUACUUAUACCGGGAACAAAGCUUGUUUUAGUGGUAGCUCUAAUCUUCCAGCCCUGGGUAAUAGCCACCAUGUGUAAAUGUUUGAUGGGAAGGUUCCCAACCUUGAAUCCACUCCUCAGCAUUAUAUGAAAUACUGUAACUCACACACUCCUGAGUGUGUGGCACCCUGGUCUAACCCUGCCUGUGUACAAAUAAUGAUACAAACUAUUGCUAUACACUGGAGUAUAAGUCCUUUAGGAUCAUUUCAAUUGUAUUUAAUAUUGCUGUGAACAUGUGAUGCAUUGUAGAUUAGUAGUAGUGAUUGAUUCUAAAUCUGGGUAUGGGUAUUGGAAUAAAUAUAAUCUGUAUCUUCUAUUUAUUGAAUUUGACGAUGUAUUCAUGGUUUUAAUCUCACAAUAUGUCAGUGAAAUGAGGUCAUUAGGGGGCCAACAAUGAAGGCAACUGUGUUCAUUAAAUGACUAAUUAUCCAUUACAUGUUUUUCUAAAUACAAGAAGGUCUAAAAGUUGUUGCCUUAGACAUUAAAACCCUUUUGAAUGUUUGUCCUGGUCCAGAAAUUGUAGAAAACUCAGCUGUAAUAUGUGAAACAUUAAUGAUUUGGUCAAAGAAACAAAGUGAUUGACGAUGAAUGUAAAUGUUCAACACAGUUACUGUGUUCUUCUAACUGAUGUGCCUUCAAUAAACCAGAAUGAUCGUAGAAGAG